AAGAAGCAUCUUAUAGAGAGAGAGGGAGAGGGAGAGGGAGAGCGAGAGCUUUAGGGUUUCAAAAACUGAGACCCUUGAGAAGUCUCCGUACGGUAAAAGCUUCAUCUCGAUAUCUAUAGAAAAUGGGCGUCAUGGUCAAUCACCACUUGCUCGCUAUCAUCUUCGGCAUCUUAGGAAACGCAAUCUCCUUCCUUGUAUUCCUCGCUCCAGUGCCGACGUUUUAUAGAAUAUACAAGAACAAAUCGACUGAAAGUUUCCAGUCUCUACCGUACCAAGUGUCACUAUUUAGCUGCAUGCUGUGGCUCUAUUACGCAUUGACUAAACAAGAUGCUUUUCUCCUAAUUACCAUAAACUCUUUCGGCUGCGUCGUGGAGACUAUCUACAUCGCCAUGUUCUUCACUUACGCUACCAGGGAGAAAAAGAUGGCGGCUAUGAAGUUGUUCUUAACGAUGAAUGUUGCUUUCUUCUCGUUGAUUCUAAUGGUUACACAUUUCGCGGUUAAAAGCCCUAGCCUCCAAGUCUCGGUCAUCGGCUGGAUUUGUGUUGCUAUAUCUGUUUCUGUUUUCGCUGCCCCUCUAAUGAUCGUGGCGCGUGUUAUAAAGACCAAGAGUGUGGAGUUCAUGCCCUUUACGCUUUCUUUCUUCCUCACUAUAAGCGCUAUUAUGUGGUUUGCAUAUGGCUUAUUCCUCCACGACAUAUGCAUAGCUAUUCCAAAUGUGGUGGGGUUCAUAUUAGGGUUGGUACAAAUGGUUUUAUACGGAGUUUACAGAAACUCCGGGGAGAAAUUAGAUAUUGAGAAAAAUGUUAACAAUUCAUCAGAACAACAACUUAAGACCAUUGUUGUGAUGAAUCCGUCAGGUGUGUCGGAAGUGCACCCAGUUGAUGUCACGGUGAUGGAACCGGUGAUUCCACUCUCUUACACUGUUGUUCACCAUGAAGAUCCAUCAAAAUUUUCUAAAGAGGAGGAGCCGUUAACUGAAGCCGGACAAGGCCAUGUGGAGACUGCCGGGUCUCGGAUUUGAAGUGUCCUCAAGAUAUUUCACCAAUCAAACACAUAUCUCUCACUCACUCCUUCACUCUCUCUCUCUCUCUCCUCUUACUCUUGGCUCGUCGGCCUGCUAAAGAAAGAAGAUGUAUCGGUGGCUGUUUCUAUUUUUGUUUCGUAUCUUACCUAUUGUUAUUGAUGUACUUGCAUAAAGUUUUUAAAGGUGAAUAUGUGUUCUAAAAAGAAGAAGAAGUGAAUAUAUAUUAUCUCGUGAUAUUGUAUCUUAUAGU
Raphanus sativus (radish) is the source of this 1275-nucleotide messenger RNA. Its product is annotated as bidirectional sugar transporter SWEET15. The transcript is spliced from 6 exons. Gene Ontology annotation, biological process: carbohydrate transport. Gene Ontology annotation, cellular component: membrane. The coding region runs from base 123 to 1022 and encodes 299 amino acids. Gene Ontology annotation, molecular function: sugar transmembrane transporter activity. Lineage: Eukaryota; Viridiplantae; Streptophyta; Magnoliopsida; Brassicales; Brassicaceae. The record is from RefSeq and is a predicted model, not a curated record.